UUGUUCUUAAUAUGAGUAAAAACAGCACAGAGACUAACAAAAGGCUCAGCAAUGGAUCUUUCCGAUCGAUUUUUAUGCAUGCCGACCGUGUUGACAUCUUUCUGAUGGUUCUUGGGUUUUUUGGCGCCGUCGGAGACGGAAUUGCGAUGCCGACGAUGUUGUUUAUCACCAGCACAAUCAUGAAUGAUAUCGGAGACUCUGCCACUGUUUCCACAAAUGUCUUCACCGACAAAAUUAACGAGAAUGCAGUAAAUCUCUGUUAUAUGGCAAUUGGGAUAUGGGUAGCAUGUUUUCUUGAGGGGUAUUGCUGGGCAAGAACAGCAGAAAGGCAAGCAUCAAGAUUAAGAUCAACUUAUUUAAAAGCCGUUUUACGGCAAGAAGUGGGUUAUUUUGAUUUGAAUGUAACAAGCACGGCGGAGAUCAUUACCAGUGUUUCCAGUGAUAGCCUUCUCAUUCAAGAGGUCAUCAGUGAAAAGGUGCCAGUGUUCGUGAUGAAUGUGUCGAUUUUUGGUGGGGCUUAUGUUGUGGGAUUUAUAUUACUAUGGAGGCUAGCAAUUGUUGGGCUUCCAUUCAUCCUACUUUUAGUUAUACCAGGUUUGAUCUAUGGAAGGGUUCUGAUGAGCUUAUCAAGAAAGAUCAGGGAGGAGUAUAAUAAGGCUGGUACGGUGGCGGAGCAGGCGAUUUCUUCAGUGAGGACAGUUUAUUCUUUUGUGGGUGAAAAUAAGACGAUAACGGAAUACUCUUCUGCUUUAGAAGGAACUGUGAAGUUGGGUUUAAAGCAAGGUUUGGCUAAAGGAGUGACAAUUGGUAGCAACGGUGUCGUUUUUGCCGUUUGGUCUUUCUUGUCAUGGUACGGUAGUCGAUUGGUGAUGUACCAUGGCGCUAACGGUGGAACCGUGUUUGCUGUUGGAGCUGCCGUCGCCAUUGGUGGACUAUCAUUGGGUUCUGGAUUAUCCAACGUCAAGUAUUUUUCGGAUGCAAUCGCUGCUAGCGAACGCAUAAGAGAAAUGAUCAAAAGAGUCCCGGAGAUUGAUUCCGAUAGCAUGGAAGGGGAGAUAUUACAAGAAGUUUCCGGCGAAGUCGAAUUCAAAAACGUAAACUUUGCAUACCCGUCGAGGCCGGAAUCAGUGAUAUUCAAAGCCUUCAACUUCAAAGUUCCGGCAGGGAGGACGGUGGCGUUGGUCGGUGGGAGUGGUUCUGGUAAAUCGACGGUGAUUGCAUUGUUGCAGAGGUUUUACGAUCCUCAAGGAGGAGAGAUUUAUGUAGACGGGAUGAGCAUCGAUAAACUUCAACUAAAAUGGCUUAGAUCACAAAUGGGUUUGGUAAGUCAAGAGCCUGCUUUAUUUGCAACCACCAUUAAAGAAAACAUAAUUUUCGGCAAAGAAGAUGCCGCCAUGGAAGAAGUGAUUGAAGCUGCGAAAGCUUCAAAUGCUCAUAACUUCAUAUCUCAGUUGCCUCAGGCCUACGACACUCAGGUCGGGGAACGAGGAGUUCAAAUGUCCGGUGGGCAAAAGCAAAGAAUUGCAAUUGCUCGUGCAAUAAUCAAGUCGCCUCGUAUUCUUCUCUUGGACGAGGCGACAAGUGCCCUCGACUCGGAAUCAGAACGAGUCGUUCAGGAGGCACUCGAUCAAGCCUCCGUUGGUCGGACCACCAUCGUCGUAGCUCAUCGUCUCACCACAAUACGAAACGCCGACGUAAUAGCCGUCGUCAACAACGGUCAGGUGGUCGAGUCGGGCUCUCACAACGAACUCAUCCAACUCGAAAACGGGUUCUACACAUCCCUCGUCCGCCUCCAAGAAACCAAACCACACGACGAACCCACCAACCAUUUCCCACUCGGACCAUCAUCGGCAUUCGACGUCCACAACACGAGCAGCCGUCGACACUCGAUAGUCAGCCGCUCGAGCUCUAUAAACUCGGUCAACCACGGUGAAAACCCGAACUUGGCCAACGAAGAAUUUCCGGUACCGUCCAUUAAGCGGCUUUUAGCGAUGAACGCUCCUGAAUGGAAGGAAGCGUUGUUUGGGAGUGUAGGAGCUGUUCUAUUUGGUGCAGUUCAGCCGGUUUAUGCAUUCGCAAUGGGGUCGAUGAUAUCGGUGUAUUUCUUGGCUGAUCACGAUGAGAUCAAGCACAAAACGAUGAUUUAUGCAUUGUGUUUUGCGGGAUUGGGGGUUUUUUCGAUGGUAAUCAACAUCAUUCAGCAUUACAAUUUUGCAGCCAUGGGUGAGUACUUAACAAAGAGGGUCCGAGAACGGAUGUUGUCGAAGAUACUCACCUUCGAAAUUGGGUGGUUCGAUCAGGAUGAGAAUGCGAGCGGAGCCAUCUGUUCGAGGCUCGCGAAAGAUGCCAACGUGGUGAGAUCGUUGGUUGGCGAUAGAUCCGCGCUUCUAAUUCAAACGUUCUCGGCAGUGAUGAUUGCUUGCACGAUGGGGUUGGUGAUUGCUUGGAGAUUAGCGGUGGUUAUGAUCGCAGUUCAGCCGAUUAUAAUCGUUUGCUUCUAUUGCAAACGAGUUUUAUUAAAGAACAUGUCGCAAAAAGCCAUGAAAUCACAAGACGAAAGCAGCAAGCUCGCAGCCGAAGCGGUUUCAAAUCUGCGUACUGUCACCGCCUUUUCAUCUCAAGCACGAAUCCUGAAAAUGCUCCAAGAAACCCAAAAAGCGCCAAUGCGGGAAAGCAUUCGGCAAGCUUGGUAUGCUGGAAUCGGGCUCGGGUUCUCUCAAAGCCUUAUGGCUUGUACUUGGGCUCUAGACUUUUGGUACGGUGGGAAAUUGAUUAGCGAUGGUCAUCUCGGGGCAAAAGCACUCUUCCAGACAUUUAUGAUCUUGGUAAGCACCGGCAGGGUCAUCGCAGAUGCUGGAACCAUGACAAAUGAUCUAGCCAAAGGGUCCGAUGCGGUUCGGUCUGUGUUUGCAGUAUUGGACCGUUACACCUUGAUCGAACCCGAGGACCCCGAUGGUAAAAAGCCGGAGAUCAUUACAGGCCAUGUAGAGUUACGUGACGUUUACUUCGCUUACCCUUCUCGACCUGAUGUCAUGAUCUUUAACCGUUUCUCAAUCAAUAUCGAAGCCGGAAAAUCAACUGCAUUAGUUGGACAAAGUGGGUCCGGCAAGUCGACCAUAAUCGGGUUAAUCGAACGUUUUUACGAUCCGAUGAAAGGUGUUGUUAAAGUCGAUGGAAGAGAUAUAAAGUCGUACCAUUUAAGAACUCUAAGGAAAUACUUCGCACUAGUGAGCCAAGAACCGACAUUAUUCGCUGGUACUAUACACGAAAACAUCAUCUACGGGGCAUCAGAGGAAGUUUCGGAAUCGGAGAUCAUCGAAGCUGCAAAAGCAGCCAAUGCUCAUGAUUUCAUAGCGGUUUUGAAAGACGGGUACGAUACAUGGUGCGGAGAUCGAGGGGUCCAACUCUCCGGAGGACAAAAGCAACGCAUUGCUAUAGCUCGUGCCAUACUGAAAAACCCCGCAAUUCUGUUACUAGACGAGGCCACGAGCGCGUUGGAUAGUCAGUCGGAGAAAGUGGUUCAAGACGCACUGGAGCGGAUGUUGGUGGGGCGGACGAGCGUGGUGGUGGCGCACCGGCUGAGUACGAUCCAAAGUUGCGAUACGAUUGCGGUUUUGGAGAAAGGGAAGGUGGUGGAGAAAGGGAACCAUGGUUCGUUGCUAGGGAAAGGGGCGAGUGGAGCUUAUUAUAACUUGGUCACUCUUCAAAAGCCUAAUUCUGCUAACCACUAAAUUAAGCAUUUUGGUGACAUGGUAGAUUCUAGCAACAUUUGUGUUGUGAAAACCCCAUUUUACCACCAAAAUGGUUGACGUAGUUUAGGGUUAUAUGUAACGGGAUUCAAAAUUGUCGAAUAAUUAAUCCUAGUUUGAUGUUAAUGAUAAA
This is a messenger RNA of Cynara cardunculus var. scolymus (artichoke), 3882 nucleotides long. Its product is annotated as ABC transporter B family member 15-like. The coding region runs from base 12 to 3731 and encodes 1239 amino acids. Gene Ontology annotation, molecular function: ATP hydrolysis activity; ATP binding; ABC-type transporter activity. Gene Ontology annotation, cellular component: membrane. Gene Ontology annotation, biological process: transmembrane transport. The record is from RefSeq and is a predicted model, not a curated record. Lineage: Eukaryota; Viridiplantae; Streptophyta; Magnoliopsida; Asterales; Asteraceae. The transcript is spliced from 7 exons.